AUGGAGGCGGUGGACAGCCUCCUCGUGAAUGGGAGCAACAUCACUCCGCCCUGCGAACUGGCCAUCGAGAACGACACGCUCUUCUGCUUGGACCGGCCCCAUCCGGCCAAAGAGUGGCAGCCGGCCGUGCAGAUCCUCCUGUACUCCCUGAUCUUCCUGCUCAGCGUGCUGGGGAACACCCUGGUCAUCACCGUGCUGAUCCGCAACAAGCGGAUGAGGACCGUCACCAACAUCUUCCUGCUGUCGCUGGCCGUCAGCGACCUCAUGCUCUGCCUCUUCUGCAUGCCAUUCAACCUCAUCCCCAACCUGCUCAAGGACUUCAUCUUCGGCAGCGCCGUCUGCAAGACCACCGCCUACUUCAUGGGCACGUCUGUGAGUGUAUCCACUUUCAACCUGGUCGCCAUCUCUCUGGAGAGGUACCGUGCGAUCUGCAAACCCUUGCAGUCCCGGGUCUGGCAGACGAAAUCCCACGCUCUGAAGGUGAUCGCCGCCACCUGGUGCCUCUCCUUCACCAUCAUGACUCCGUACCCGGUUUAUAGCAACUUGGUGCCUUUUACCAAAAACAACAACCAGACAGCGAACAUGUGCCGCUUCCUGCUGCCAAGCGACGUGAUGCAGCAGUUCUGGCACACGUUCCUGUUGCUCAUCCUCUUUCUGAUUCCUGGAAUCGUGAUGAUGGUGGCGUAUGGAUUGAUCUCUUUGGAACUCUACCAAGGAAUAAAAUUUGAUGCUAGCCAGAAGAAGUCUGCUCGAGAGAGGAAGGCGAGCACGGGCAGCGGCGGCGGGAGGUACGAGGACAGCGACGGCUGCUACCUGCAGCGGCCGCAGCCCCGCCGGCAGCUGGAGCUGCAGCGCCUGUCCAUCGCCAGCGGCCGCGGGGCCAGCCGCAUCCGCAGCAGCAGCUCCGCCACCAACCUGCUGGCCAAGAAGCGGGUGAUCCGCAUGCUCAUGGUCAUCGUGGCGCUCUUCUUCCUGUGCUGGAUGCCCAUCUUCAGCGCCAACGCCUGGCGCGCCUUCGACCCCGCCUCUGCCGAGCGCCAGCUCUCGGGGACGCCCAUCUCCUUCAUCCUCCUGCUGAGCUACACGUCCUCCUGCGUCAACCCCAUCAUCUACUGCUUCAUGAACAAGCGCUUCCGCCUGGGCUUCCUGGCCACCUUCCCCUGCUGCCCGCACCCCGGGCCCCCCGGGCCGCGGGGAGAGCCGGGGGAGGAGGAGGGCAUGACCCUGGGGGCGUCUCUGUCCAGGUACUCCUACAGCCACAUGGGGGGCAAUGCCCCCUGA
Pipistrellus nathusii (Nathusius's pipistrelle) is the source of this 1281-nucleotide messenger RNA. The record is from the annotation of a GenBank genome assembly. NCBI's taxonomy places the organism in Eukaryota, Metazoa, Chordata, Mammalia, Chiroptera, Vespertilionidae.